GUUGUUUCAUCCAAGUUCCACCUCUACUCGAAUACGAACUCUAGCUUAGGCUAAAUCUCUUUAGAUAUUUAUCUCUCCAUGCAGGGGAUUGAAAUGAACAAGCUGGAUUUGAAAUUCAACGGCGUCGGCAAUGCUACCCAGACUUCUACUUCAUCCUCUUCGGACAUAACGGUUACCGGGGAACAAGUCAGCCAAAAGAUACCAGGUUCUCUGUCGGAUCUGCCACCAGAUCUUACCGGUGGGCUCCAGCGAACAUCACGCUAUCCGAUCGCUGCCGGAGCCUUUGGGGACAUCUGGAAGUGUAAUCUGAUGAAGCCCAGUGGGACCGUCCAGGUAGCGGUAAAGACCAUUCGUGCUUUCGAAUCAGAUAAUGAUGUCUUGGUACGGAAGAAAGCGAAGAGAGUGCGUCGUGAACUGAAAGUUUGGGGUCGUCUUGAACAUGAUAGAAUUCUUCCGCUCUUGGGAGUGGCAAACGACUUCGGUCAAAUGUCCUUGAUUGAUAGCAGCGGUCGGGCAUGCCUUGCUGAUUUUGGUCUCUCAACGAUGAUGGAAUUCAUCGGUACCUCCUAUCUCACGAGCCACAUCCAGGGGCAUGCUCGAUGGGCAGCUGCAGAGCUAUUUCAAGUACCAGAGGAGGCAGCGGCCUCGCCCAGCAUCAAGUGUGACAUAUACUCGUUUGGUAGUAUCGCCUUGCAAGUAUUGACUUGCAAGGUACCCUACCACGAUGUGAAAAAUAAUCUUGCAGUGAUCGCACAAGUCAUCACAGGUAAGAAACCAGAGCCUCCCGUGGAGUCACAAAUCGCGUCCAUGCACUGGGAGUUCAUACAACAAUGUUGGUUGCCUCCUGCGCGUCGCCCAUCAGUCGGAGAUAUCGUAGCGUUUUUAGCAUACGAACGACAAGGUCUGUCGGAUGCCCAUGAAUUGUCUUUCCCGAAGGACUACAUGUUGCCUCAUGCACAUCGUCUAUCAGUUGGAGAAAUCCCAGAUGUCCAGGAGGGACAGUUGAUGAGAAACUUCCAAACUCUCAAUGGCCCUAUGUCAGAAGCGCAAUUCAAAUGCCUAUGGAAUGACGGCCAAGGCCAGUGUGGCGUUACCGAGCGUACAGCCAAGAGCAUGCUGCAGCAUAUAUCGUCACAACAUCUCCAUGAGCAUCCGCGUCCCGACAGCCCGGUGCAAUGUCGAUGGCCGGGCUGCCCAGUUCAGGGGAGCCUAAGGCGAGACACGAUGCUCCGGCACAUCCGCGAAAGGCACUAUGGAACCAAAUAUCGACGAGCGCACUAUGGUGAAUUGUAGAGCCUAACGUUGACUCUUCAUCUGGUUCUCGUUGCCCUCCUCUCGUUUUUAUUGUGCCUCCCGCUACUAUACCCUUCCUGCCGUCGCUCUGUUUAUGGGUGGAUGAAACUCAGUACGAUUUAUGCAGUAUUCUGCCUGUUACUGGUCUACUUUGAAGUUGUCCGAACAUUGUACAAGCAGUUACCUUCGAUCGCGGCGGGGCGCAUCGAGGAGAGCUAGAUGCGAAUUGGAGCGUUGCACGACGCAAGCCAAACAGAUAGAUUUUACCGAAUCACAUAGAUCCUGCUGUGAUGCUGGCCAGCCCUGUGGGAAUAUGGGCGUAUUUCGAAUUCGGUCUUUACUCGUCAACUGUGGAACCAAAGCA
Suillus paluster is the source of this 1657-nucleotide messenger RNA. RefSeq names its product kinase-like domain-containing protein. Gene Ontology annotation, biological process: protein phosphorylation. The record is from RefSeq and is a predicted model, not a curated record. Gene Ontology annotation, molecular function: ATP binding; protein kinase activity. The transcript has 6 exons. NCBI's taxonomy places the organism in Eukaryota, Fungi, Basidiomycota, Agaricomycetes, Boletales, Suillaceae. Bases 79 to 1293 code for a protein of 404 amino acids.